CGCAGCAGACGGCUGCUCAAAAUCUCUGUGAAACUGCAAACAGACUGCAUGUUUGCCUGGGAAGUGGUUUCUGGAUGAGGAGGCUGUCCGUGAACAGUCAUGGGAUGUGGGGUCUCAAAGUCUAACCAGUUCCACAAACACUCCAGAAAAGCGGUCACAACCAUCAGAGCUGCCGUCCUGAUCCAGCGAUGGUACCGGCAGUACGUGGCCCGCACAGAGAUGAGGCGCCGAUACACCUGGAACAUCUUCCAGUCCAUCGAGUACUCUGGAGAGCAGGCUCAGAUCAAGCUUUACAAUUUCCUCGGCUACCUCAUGGACAACUUCACACCAUCCAGCAGUGAAAGGAAUUUGAUCUCACACAUCUUCAGAGAGAACGACAUUUGCCGUGACGCAGAGUGGGAGAGGUACUUCUGCUACAAGAACAUCGAGGUUCCUGAGGUCUACUCGGGGCCCCACCUCACCUUUCCUCUCACGCUGGAACAGGCCAUCGGCCUCCUGGAUGCCUUCAGGAACAAGAAGCAGCUGCACUCGCGCUACGUCCUGCAGCUGCUCCUGGAGACCUGGAGGCUGCUGCGCAUGCUGCCCAACAUCAACCGCAUCUCCACCUGCCACAGCAAAGAGGUCACCAUCUGCGGAGACUUGCAUGGACAGCUGGAGGACCUCCUGCUGAUUUUCUACAAGAACGGGAUGCCCUCCCUGGAAAAGCCUUACGUGUUUAAUGGAGACUUUGUGGACCGAGGAAAAGACUCCAUCGAGAUCCUCCUCAUCCUCUUCUCCUUCCUGCUCAUUUAUCCCAGUGACGUCUACCUCAACAGGGGAAACCACGAGGACCACAUCAUCAACCUGAGAUACGGCUUCACCAAGGAGGUUUUGACCAAAUACCGGGUUCAUGGAAAACGGAUCCUCAAGCUGCUCCAGAAGAUUUUCAGCUGGUUGCCGUUGGCGACCGUCAUCGACCAGAAGGUGCUGGUCCUCCACGGAGGCAUCUCAGACACCACUGACCUCGCCGUCCUGGCGAAACUGGACAGGCACAGCUACGUCUCCGCCCUGAGGCCUCCCAAGAAGAGGAACCAGAGUCUGUCCGGGCUCUCCAUGGACAUGGACAUCGGGGACGAGGGCUGGGGCACCAGCAGGGUCUUCAAGCGUCGGGCUUCACUGGCAUAUUCCAAGUCUCUGGGAACCCGGAACUGCUUUCAGAACCGCUCGCUGCAGGACUUUUCUGGACGCCUCCGAAUGAACAUGGACAACGAGCUGGAGAUCCCCAGCAGGAAACAGUCCGUGUUCCUGUCAGACGAAGGCGGGUCAGAAAAAGAGGCGCUGAACGUUUCCACGGACUCUGUCAGGAGUGACAACUCCAACGAGGAGUGGAGACAGAUCUUGGACCUGCUGUGGAGCGACCCCAUGACCCAAAACGGCUGCAAACCCAACGAGGUGCGGGGCGGGGGCUGCUACUGGGGGCCUGACAUCACCGAGGACUUCCUGAACAGACACAACAUGCAGCUCAUCAUCCGCUCCCACGAGUGCAAGCAGGAGGGUUACGAAUUCUGCCACAACCGCAGGGUCCUCACUCUAUUCUCUGCCUCCAACUACUACGACGUGGGGAGCAACCGGGGGGCCUACGUCAAGAUGGGUCCGGACCUGGAGCCUUACGUGAUUCAGUACCAGGCCAGCAGCAUGACCAGGGAGCUCACCGCCAAACAAAGCAUCGGGCGCACGGAGCGCUCCGCCCUCAAAGUCCUGCGGGAGCAGCUGUUUGCGCACAAAUCUGACCUCAUCUGUGCCUUCAGGGGGUUCGACACGGAGAACGCAGGGUUGGUGUCCCUCAGCGACUGGGCCUGCGCCGUGGAGAGCGUCAUGCAUCUCAACCUGCCCUGGAGGAUGCUCCGCUGCCAGCUGGUCACCUGCAAGGGCAGCGACGGCAUGAUCGACUACAACGCCUGGUUCCACGAGCUCGCCAUCAAGGGGCCGAACACAGACCAUAUUGAGCAGACGCUGCUGGAAACGCUGUACCGCCACCGCUCCACGCUGGAGACCAUCUUCAGGAUCGUAGACACAGACAACUCAGGUUUCAUCUCCAUGGAGGACUUCCGGCAGACCUGGAAGCUGCUGAGCGUCUACCUGAAGAUGGAGAUCACGGAUGAGGCCAUCUCUGACCUGGCGGUCACCAUAGACAGCAACCAAGACGGCAGCAUCGACAUCGACGAGUUCAUGGAGGCCUUCCGGCUGACGGACAAGAAGAGCCGCCUGGAGAGGGGGCGGAGCAUGUUCAUGGGCACGGCCACCGACCUCACCAAACUGGACGAAGAUCCCAACAUCUGAAAGGAGGGAACAGGUGGGGCCGACGGCAGCCGGGUGCGGGCGAGCUGUCACGGUGAUGCAAACGGCGACGCGGGAUGCUGCGCGGAUCACAAAGGAUUAUGGGAAGGAGUCUGUGGACAGAGAAAGUGUGGAAAAAACACUUGAAAGACUUUUUUUAUUUAGAGAAGAGAAAAAGUCCUCAUGCAGGCUUUGAAAAUGUGGGAUGUUUUCGCACCAAAAUCUGCCACGCACAAAAAAAACCAAGCUGUUUGUGAGGAAACUUUUAGCCUGCGGGUGACAAUUUCUCUCAAAUGUUUUCUUCUCGUCAAGCACUGACCAAAUGUCAGGGUUGACCUAGUUUUAAUAAAUACACAAUAGUUCAGAGAAACUCUAAA
Messenger RNA from Oryzias latipes (Japanese medaka), 2693 nucleotides. Lineage: Eukaryota; Metazoa; Chordata; Actinopteri; Beloniformes; Adrianichthyidae. The record is from RefSeq and is a predicted model, not a curated record.